AUUCCGUCUGGUGGGAAAUUUCUUUCUGAUAUCUACUAUAUAUUUGCCCUCCCACGACUUCAAGCUCCCCAAACCGAACCAACCAUCCCACAGUUUCAAAAACAGAUAUAAAAAAAAUGAGUUACAUCAAAAAUGACGCCCUCGAGGAGAGUCAUCAGCAAGGCGACUUUUCGCCGACGCUCGAUGAAGAUGCCGCUGAUCUUGCCAAGAUGGGCUAUAAGGCUUCCCUCGCCCGGCGAUGGGGUAUGCUCGAAUCCUUCGCUGCUUCUUUCUGUGCCAUGAACUUUAUCGCCUGUGCGAGGUCGUUUAUCUUCCUCGGUAUUGACGCCGGUGGUCCCGCUGCUGUUUGGUAAAUAUUGCCCUAUAAGUGAAUAAAACAACAAUCGCAGCCGAAAACGACAAUCGGGAGUUUCCUACCGCGCUCGCUGAGACAAGAGACAAGUGUCAAAAGAAAAGGUUUAUAUUCAUUCCAAUAGUUAUUGCUGGGUACGGGUGCUUCCACUUUCUUGCCUUUGACGGCUUUUCUUUCUCCCUUUCCUACACUCUACGUUUCUCCCGAGUCAGUGCGAAGAAAAGGGUGAUACCUUCUUUGCCAGCUCACCAUGGGAACCCCGUAGGAGUAAAAGGGAAGAAGAUCUGCUUGAGGGUUCGAGAUCUAUAGUGGGGGCUGAGAUCAUCACCGUCUGAACCUGCUCGAGACAAUGCUCGCGAAGGGAACCCCGCUUGUAGUUUUAGGUAAAGCCCGUGACCUCCUUUCUUCUCCCCCCCUCAUGUGCUCGUGUCGUGUGAUAUGAUUAGAGGGGAGAGGGGGGCGAGGAGGGAAGGUCGCGGGUGUUGUAUCCUCUUUCACUUGACGAAGGUAGGGACUGUUCUAAUAGGUGGUGCUAGGUCUUCUUGUUUGAUUGCUUGGAUCCUUAUGACUUUGACUGCUGCCGUCUUGGCUGAGAUUUGUUCUGCCCUUCCAUUAUCUGGCUCGAUCUAUAUCUGGGCAGCCGAGGCAGCUGGCCCCAAGUAUGCUCGAUUGACUGGGUACAUUGUCGCUUGGUGGGCUUGUACAGCAUGGAUGACAUUCUGCGCUUCCGUCUGUCAAACGUCGGCCAACUACCUCCUAUCCCUCCUUACCAUCUACGAGAUUCCCUUCCCCGGAGCUGACGGAUUAUCAACCUCUAACGUCAAGUUCCGUGCUGUCCAAUGGGCUCUCUCCGAGGGUAUACUCGGUCUCUGCAUUGCGUUUAACUAUUUGCCUCAAAAGUCGUAUAGCUGGGUAUUUAAAGGAAGUAUGUGCUUGAUGGCGGUGGAUUUAAUUUUGAAUUUGACAUGGUUGCCUGUGAGAGUACACAUGACAUACGGAUUUAGGAGCGCGAAGGAAGUGUUUACUUCACAAUAUAAUGGUACCGGUGCACCGGCAGGAUGGAAUUGGAUGCUUUGCUUCCUCGUCGCAGCAGCUUCCAUCACGGGCUUCGACGCUUCAGGCCAUAUCUCUGAAGAAACUCGAUCCGCUUCAACCAAAUCCGCCCGAGGCAUCCUUACCUCUGCCUUCUUCUCCGGCUUAUUCGCAUUCGUCACUUCUGUCCUCUUUCUCUUCUGUACCCCGCCUCUCGACGUUUGGCACGAAUUCACCGCACAGCAACCGUUUGUUCAAGUGUACGCUCUAGCUCUCGGUCGGGGGGGAGCGGUGUUCAUGGCUUGUUUGGCUGUGGUUGGCUUGAUGCUGAACACUUCUAUUUCGAUCGUUGCUUCCUCGAGAUUGGUGUUCGCUGUAGCUCGUGAUGGUGUUUUGCCUCUCAGCGGAUGGGUGGGCAAGGUAACAGAGGAUGGAAGGCCAAAGAAUGCAGUAACAGUCAUGACGGUAUUUGGGGCGUUGAUUUUGUGUACAAUUUUGCCAAGUACGGUGGCGUUUACGAGUUUGGUCAGUGCUGCUGGUACUCCCACUAUCGCGGCGUAUGCACUCAUCUCCUUCUGUCGACUCUUCAUCACUCCCAAUGAGUUUAAGAACAGCAAAUUUAGUUUAGGGAUGUGGGCGAAACCCUUCUACGUAAUAGCGUUUGUUUGGAAUUGUAUCGUCUUUGCUACAUACAUUUCCCCGUUCUACUUCCCCGUCGACGCCAGUGGAUUUAACUACUCCGUUGUUAUCUUUGGUGCAGUGACCAUCUUUGGUUUCUUAUCGUGGCUCUUGACUAAGCCUGAGACGUGGUUGUACCAAGGGAGGAUACAGAAAAUGAAAGAGGAAGCUGUGGUGGAAAUGAUGGGGGACGACAAGGAUGGACAGGGGAAAGUCUAGGAGUCAGUAACCGGGAGGAAACUCUCGAGGUGACCGAAGAAUACGUCUAUACUUCCGCCCUCCGCCCUCUUUCCCAGUACUUUUAGACUGACAUUUAACGAUCGACCACCGCUUAUUAGCGAUGUCCCAGAAUUCGUCCGAAGGAUGCAUAUCUUAUCGCCGGU
Molecule: messenger RNA, 2445 nt
Organism: Cryptococcus deneoformans JEC21
Lineage: Eukaryota; Fungi; Basidiomycota; Tremellomycetes; Tremellales; Cryptococcaceae
Product: gamma-aminobutyric acid transporter, putative
Exons: 11
Coding region: 791-2281 (496 amino acids)
Biological process (GO): transmembrane transport
Cellular component (GO): membrane
Molecular function (GO): transmembrane transporter activity
Source: RefSeq, a predicted model, not a curated record